This is a messenger RNA of Bombus terrestris (buff-tailed bumblebee), 1173 nucleotides long. RefSeq names its product lysophospholipase-like protein 1. Gene Ontology annotation, molecular function: carboxylic ester hydrolase activity; palmitoyl-(protein) hydrolase activity. The transcript is spliced from 4 exons. The record is from RefSeq and is a predicted model, not a curated record. Gene Ontology annotation, biological process: protein depalmitoylation. Gene Ontology annotation, cellular component: cytoplasm. The coding region runs from base 392 to 1090 and encodes 232 amino acids. Lineage: Eukaryota; Metazoa; Arthropoda; Insecta; Hymenoptera; Apidae.
GGAAGAGACACGUAUACUUUACAUGGCAUACAUAACGUAGCUUUAUUUACCAAAGUGCAUUGUAUAAAUGUUUUUAAUAAAUUUACACGCUCUUUAUCCCUGUUUACAAUUAGUAUAAAGAAUAAAUAUAUAUUAAAUAUGUACAUAUGUAUUUUAUUAAGUCUAUCAUACAAUUUUUAAACGUUGAGAACUACCUUCACGGAAUAGGAAUAUUUAAGUUAUUCGUUUAGGAAUUGUAAGAUCGAAAUGUUGGACGUCUUGCUCUGCACGAUAAAGGGAAGAUAAUGACCAUAAAAGAGUAGAUAAUUAUAUAAACAAUAUGAAAAGUCAUCAAUCAGCUUUUGGUUGUUGACUAGUUUGGUGUCAUCAUCGAUAAAACGUUAAGAGUGAUAUGGCUAAGCUACCUAAGAUUAGCGUCGUAAAUGCCAGUAACAUCCAUAGUGCUACUCUAUUCCUUUUUCAUGGAUCAGGAGCUACUGGCAGUAAUUUUAAAGAGUGGAUCGAUAUUCUGAAUAGGGAGGAAUUAAAAUUUCCACACAUAAAAAUUAUUUACCCUACCGCACCUCUUCAACCUUAUACACCUCUUCAUGGGAUGCAAAGUCAUGUAUGGUUCGAUCGUAAGAGUAUAUCUAUAGAAGCCCAAGAAGAUACUGAAUCAAUAAAUUCAAUGUGUAUAACUAUUGCAGAACUUAUCGAUAAAGAAAUUUCUGAUGGUAUACCAAAUGAUAAAAUCGUUCUUGCUGGUUUUUCGAUGGGAGGAGCCCUAUCAAUGUAUUUAUCAUAUAGGUACAAAUUAUCUUUAGCUGGAUGUUGUGCUAUGUCUAGCUUUCUUAAUAAAAAUUCAUUUGUAUAUCAGCAUUUGAAAAACAAUCCAGGAAUACGUGCUCCACCUCUUCUGCAAUUUCACGGCGUUGAUGAUAAGCUCGUCCCAAUAAAAUGGGGAGAAGAAUGCUAUAACAGUCUAAAAGAACUUGGUGUUAAUGCUCAAUUUGUACCAUUAAAUAAUGUAGAUCAUGAAUUAAGUAGGAUCGAGAUACAGGCCUUCAAAGAGUGGCUUUUGAACAUUUUACCACAGAAAUUAUCUGACUAAUUUAACUAUACGAAAUUUGUACUUUUGUAAAAUAUCGUUAUAAAUAUUUUAAUUAAAUAAACGAUAUAUGUAUGAGAAAAAAA